AUGUCGACUCCCAUCGUCCCAGCUCGGCCUACGCGAGCCAAUGUCAGCGCCGGCCCAACCGAUGCAAUGCCUCACGUGCCCCCUCGACCCCUCCGCAAGACCGACCCCUCCCCCAACCGCAAUGACUACCGCUCGCCUCUCAACGAGCUUCCGGACCCUAUGGGUCGCUUGUCAAAGCGCAUUUCCCACUCCAACCUCCACCCCUCCGACCUCCCUCCCCGCCCUCCGAGCGUUUCCUUCCCAUCCGUCGGGCAAGAAGGAGAAGAAUACGCAAGCCUCACCCCCGAAUCGAGCCUUACCACUCCCAAGCAGACAAUCAAUGUGGACAAGGACAUGCCCCUGCAUGCGCCAAGAGCUUCCGUGCCGCAGUCGACUGCCACCAGCCGCAUCUCGACCGUCACCUCGACAGAUUCCACACAGGCAGCCGCAAUGGGCAUCGGAAGGGCCAAGCCCGCUGAUGAUGUUCACAAAGCCCCGGCAUCCGGCCGCAGCCUGACUCCGGACAUCAAAAGCGACGAGCUGAAGCGUAUCGUGACCGAGCCGGCGCCGCUGAGGCAGAAGCCUAGCUUCACCCGAUCCACCUCGGCCACACCGCAUGGCUCUUCGCGGCCCGCCAGUAUGUACGAGGAGGAGCAUCACCACGGCAUUCCCGAAAUCGGUCGGCAGAUCCCUCUGUACCCCAAUGCAGGUGACGUGCAGGCGCCAUCUCCCGGUCAAGCCAUGUCCCAACACGCCCCGGGCAUCGGCUUCUUCAACGACGGUUCAAACCGUGCACAUCAGAGGAGGAGGAGUGGCGUUCGCGACUUUAACCCUCCGGGCAGCUAUGGACUCCACAGCCAUGGCAUCGAGCCUCACGAUCAGUUCGAGAGAGACUGGUACGCCAAGAACCCGGACAAGGCUCUGGUGGAAGGGCACCAUGCAUAUGGCCGACCGAGACCGGAGUCGGCGUUGAGCAGCGCCGAGCUGAACAGGCUUGUCACACAGACUGAUAACACUAGCAUGGGUCCGGCCCCAAUCGGCACUCCUGGCGAAGAGGUUGGCUAUCAUGCUUCCGAGCAAUACGCUGCCCGGAUUUCUCCCAAACCAUCCGCCCCGCCUACUCAGCAGCGUACCAAGCGCUCAUCGAGCGGAUCCGAACCUGCCAGGGAGUCGCCUUUGCGACGCACCAGCUUCCCGUGGAAGGGCCAUGAGCAAGCCGUUGCUGCGGGGGAUCAUGGAGUGAUUCAUGUCGAUGCGCCGGAAUAUUCCCACAAUAAAGUCACUGGAGGAGGCCCCGCGGACGGUGCUGUAGAUUUCGGCCCAAAUGCCGGUAAUACGGCGGCAGCCGGCGGGUGGUUUGAGGAACGUGGCACGGGCACACCCAUUCUGGCUUCAGACGAGAUUUCGAAGCGCCAUGAAAGCCUGUACAUGCAGCCAGCCGUGAAUCUCGAGUAUCACCAUGACGAGUACGACAGUGACCACGCCUACGACCGUCCGCACAGCCGCAGCAGCGCCGGGCGCCCCCCGAGUAGGCCGUCCAGUCGACCGGGCAGUGUGCAUGGAGACUAUCUCGGCGGCAACCUGCAUCGCUGGGCUUCUCACGAAGACCCGCACCAUGUGUCGGCUUUGCAUACGCCACUCGAGGAAAUCGAGGAGUACGAGCCGCUUAUUCCCGAAGGCGAAGACAAUGUGCCCAUCCGAAGAAUGAAGACCAAUGAGGCUAAGAAGCUGCGUCCUGGGCUUGAGCUUCAUCAUUUCCCGAGUCAGGAUAUCUGGGAAGACACCCCGUCGUCCUUGCAAUUCUCCACCACUGUCUCGACGCCUGACAUUACGGAAGAAAAGCCUGCCACUUCCUCUACCGGCUCUGCGCUUUUUGAAACGCCGCAGGAAGAGGAGAAUCGGAAAACACACAGCUCGACGGGGAUGACGAGUGAUGAGAAGACGUUGAUUAAACCGCAUUACGCCUCGCGAGCCGUCGGUGAACGCCCGGGCGUUCAACGCUUCCCCAGCAAGGAUAUCUGGGAAGACACGCCUUCUUCUCUGCAGUAUUCCACUACCGUUGGGAGCCCGCAGAUGGAUGACACGAGAAGCAUGCCCGAUGACAGACCCACUACCUCUGCCAUCCCGGGCAGCCAGGAUGAUGCGAACGCCAGAGCUUCAACGGGCUACUCCCAGCUCAUGCGCCCUUCGAUUCCUACCAGGCCAAAGCAUAGGAGCAAGCUUGCGGAGGAAGUGAAGCCUCGCGAUGUCGUGGAGAACGAGGAGGAGGGUGCCGCAGCGUCUGCGGAAGCCAGCGAAGACCAGCCUUCUUCCCCAGAGAAGACCAGAGCUCCGCCCAUCCCAGAUCGCCCGAAACCUACGAUUCCCGCCCGCCCUGCGAGGACCUCUCGUGGAGAACACACCGACGCGUCCGGCGCAGAGCUGACCAAGAGCCCCUCGGCCGAAGCCGCCGCCGCAGCCGAAGCUCCUAUCCCCGUCACCAAGACCAAGCCCGUCGUUCCCACCCGUCCGGGCACGGAGAAGAUUGCAGCGCUCAAAGCGGGCUUCAUGAACGAUCUCAACAAUCGUCUCAAGAUCGGGCCUCAGCCUACCAAAACGAAAGAGGUCGAGCCGGAGGGCGCCGACGAAGAAGUGGAAAAGGCGCCCCUGGCCGACGCGAGGAAGAGCCGGGCUAAGGGCCCCGCGAGACGCAAACCUGCUGCAGCGGUGGACAGUGAUUCCCGAGCACCCUCGGCUUUCUCCUUCUCCAUGACGCGCCACAUGUGGUCGAUUGACGAGAACGACGAGCUCCAAGCCACUGCCGAGGCAGAAGAGCCCUCAGCGCCAGCUGCAGACAAAUUAGAACAAGUCCUCUCAGCGAACGAAGCGGUGAACACAGAGGAACCCCCUCUCGCCGAACCCCCUGCUGCCGAUGACGCGGCGCCUGAGCUCCCCAAGCUCCGCAAACCCUCCGUCACCCUGGCCGAGGGCGCACGCGUGGCGUUAGAGCAGAGCUCCUCCUCCCCCGAGGAGAAGAAGUCUGUUGCUGCCAAGUUGGAGGCGGAGUUGGCGGAGGUCGGCGCCGGGCCGGCGAUUACGUCUCCUGAGGCUACUGCUGAUGGGGGGGAUGGGGAGUUGGCGCCUGUUGCUGAGUUGAAGUCGGAGACGGAGUUGACUUCUGCUGAUAAGGCUGUCGAGGAGGGGAGUGCGGUUGGUGCUGUUGGCGCUGGUAGUAAUGUGGUGGGUAGUGAAGACGCGGUCGAGUAG
This is a messenger RNA of Neohortaea acidophila, 3225 nucleotides long. Its product is annotated as altered inheritance of mitochondria protein 21. NCBI's taxonomy places the organism in Eukaryota, Fungi, Ascomycota, Dothideomycetes, Mycosphaerellales, Teratosphaeriaceae. The coding region runs from base 1 to 3225 and encodes 1074 amino acids. The transcript has 2 exons. The record is from RefSeq and is a predicted model, not a curated record.